AUGGAAAUUCGUGAUAAAAAGGGGAUAGAAAAUCUAGUUGCAGAUCAUUUAUCAAGAUUGGAAAAAGGAGAAGAGCAUAAUGUGAAAGAGGAGAAAAUUGAUGAAAAUUUUCUGGAUGUACAGUUAUUUUCGAUUGAAAGUGAAGAAAAGCUACCAUGGUUUGCAGAUUAUGUCAAUUAUUUGGUGGCUAAAGUUGUGCCUCUGGACAUGUCAAGGAAACAACUCAAAAAGUUAUAUUCGGAAGUCAAACAUUAUUAUUGGGAUGAGCCCAUGCUUUUUCGUCAUUGUGUUGAUCAAGUAGUUAGAAGAUAUGCUAGUGCCUUUGUUAAGAGUUGUGAUCAUUGCCAAUUGACUAGUAACAUACCAAGAAGAGAUCAAAUGCCGAUGAAUGGAAUUUUGGAAGUUGAGCUGUUUGAUGUGUGGGGAAUAGAUUUUAUGGGGCCUUUCCCAUCCUCUUAUAAUAAUAAGUACAUUUUGCCGGCAGUGGAUUAUGUUUCUAAAUGGAUGGAAGCUGUAGCAACUCUUACUUGUGAUGAUCUAUGCGCUCGUUUUAGAGUUCAUCAUCGAAAGACUCUAUUCUAUCAUCCACUUGCUAAUGGUCAAGCAGAAGUGUCAAACCGAGAGAUUAAAAGUAUUUUGGAGAAGACUGUAAACACAUCUAGGAAAAAACUGGAUGGUUCAUUGUGGGCAUAUCGAACACCCUUCAAGACUCUAAUUGGUAUGUCACCAUAUUGGUUGGUGUUUGGGAAGGCAUGUCAUUUACCGGUGGAACUUGAGCACCAAGCUUAUUGGGCAAUAAAAAAGUUGAACGUUGAUUUAUUUAUGGAAGGACAAAAUAGGCUUCUAGAGUUGAAUGAGCUCGACGAAUUUCGAAAUGAAGCCUAUGAGAAUGCAAAGAUUUAUAAAGAAAAGUCUAAGGCAUUUCAUGAUAAAAGGAUAAUUACAAAGGAUUUCCAACCAGGAGACAAGGUGUUAUUAUUUAAUUCUCGAUUGAAGCUUUUUCCAGGAAAAUUAAAGUCGAGAUGGUCGGGUCCAUUCAUAGUUGUUAUUUCAUUGCCUUAUGGAGCGAUACAGAUUCAUAGCGAGAAUACGAGACAUUUUAAAGUGAAUGGUCAGAGAUUAAAGCACUAUUUGGAAGGACCAAUGGAAAAAUGCAAGUCUGUGUUGAGUUUGGAACCCCUUUGA
This is a messenger RNA of Humulus lupulus (European hop), 1185 nucleotides long. RefSeq lists its product as uncharacterized. The transcript is spliced from 3 exons. The coding region runs from base 1 to 1185 and encodes 394 amino acids. Gene Ontology annotation, molecular function: nucleic acid binding. The record is from RefSeq and is a predicted model, not a curated record. NCBI's taxonomy places the organism in Eukaryota, Viridiplantae, Streptophyta, Magnoliopsida, Rosales, Cannabaceae.